CAUAGGGGACGCUGUCUCUGUUGUGGACUGACAUCAGCUCUGCUUUGCUCCGAACAAUUUUUCGCAAUCACCCAUGAACUGACUGGCGUCAAACGGCGUGAGUCUCCACACUCUUCCGUCUAAACAGGAUAAGGAGAGCAAAACAGUAUGAACAGCUGCGGCUUCCUGAAUAUGGCGACGAUAGGAGACUUCGACCCGCUCAACGCCACUAUUCCAGCCACAAAAGUUGAGAUCACAGUCUCAUGCAGAAAACUGCUCGACAUGGACACGUUUUCCAAAUCAGAUCCAAUCUGUGUGCUGUACACCCAAGGCAUCAGCAACAAAGAGUGGCGAGAGUUUGGGAGGACGGAAGUCAUCGAUAACACCUUGAACCCCGACUUUGUCCGCAAAUUCUUACUGGACUACUUCUUCGAGGAAAGACAAAACCUAAAAUUUGAUGUGUACGAUGUUGACUCCAAGAGCAGCAAUCUCUCAAAACACGAUUUCCUGGGCCAGGCCUUCUAUACAUUGGGAGAGGUGGUGGGUUCGCUAGGCAGUCGUAUGGAGAAGCCUCUUGGAGGGAUUCCUGGUAAGCAAUGUGGUACAAUUAUUGUGAAGGCAGAAGAGCUUAACAACUGCAGGGAGUCUGUGAUGAUGCAAUUUUGUGGCAACAAACUCGACAAGAAGGACUUCUUUGGCAAAUCUGACCCUUUCCUAGUUUUUUUCCGCAGCAAUGAGGAUGGAACAUUUACCAUUUGUCAUAAGACAGAGGUGGUGAAGAACACACUGAACCCUGUAUGGCAGGCCUUCAAAAUCCCUGUUAGAGCCCUCUGCAAUGGUGAUUAUGACAGAACGAUCAAAGUUGAAGUGUACGACUGGGAUCGUGAUGGCAGUCAUGACUUCAUUGGAGAAUUCAGCACAAGCUUUAGAGAACUGUCAAGGGGCCAGUCACAAUUCAACGUAUAUGAGGUCAUAAACCCCAAGAAGAAAGGAAAGAAGAAAAAAUACCUCAACUCUGGAACAGUGACACUGCUGUCAUUUCUCAUUGAUACUGAAGCCACCUUCCUGGACUACAUCAAGGGCGGGACUCAGAUUAAUUUCACAGUGGCGAUUGAUUUCACAGCGUCUAACGGCAACCCAGCCCAGCCCACCUCUCUCCAUUACAUGAGUCCAUAUCAGCUCAACACCUACGCCAUGGCGCUCAAAGCCGUGGGGGAGAUCAUACAGGACUACGACAGCGACAAGAUGUUCCCUGCACUGGGAUUCGGAGCCAAACUGCCUCCUGAUGGCAGAGUAUCCCAUGAGUUUGCUCUGAAUGGAAACCCUCAGAACCCGUAUUGCAAUCGCAUUGAUGGAGUGAUGGAGGCAUAUUAUCAGAGUCUCAAAUCUGUCGAGCUCUUCGGUCCCACAAACUUCUCACCUGUCAUCAACCAUGUAGCCAGAUAUGCUGCCUCAGUAAAGGAUGGCUCACAGUACUUCAUCCUGCUCAUCAUUACAGAUGGAGUGAUAUCAGAUAUGGCCCAGACCAAGGAGUCUAUUGUUAAUGCUGCAUGUCUUCCCAUGUCAAUUAUUAUCGUUGGAGUUGGACCAGCCGAGUUUGACGCCAUGAUCGAGCUGGACGGAGAUGAAGUCAGGAUUUCAUCGAGGGGCAGAUACGCCGAGAGAGACAUAGUGCAGUUUGUUCCCUUCAGAGACUACAUUGACCGCACUGGAAACCACAUCCUCAGCAUGGCCCGCCUGGCUAAAGACGUUCUGGCUGAGAUCCCAGACCAGUUCCUGUCCUACAUGAGGACCAGAGGCAUCAAACCGUCGCCCGCUCCCCCUCCGUACACACCCCCAGGACACCCGCUGCAAACUCAGAUCUGAAGAGGGCCGAGGAGUGAACCUUGCAUUAUCUCAGCAGCUCUUUCUCAAUCACUCAGUGAUGUGGAGGUUCCCUCGGCUCUCAGCUCUCUCUGUCUCUUUCUCUUUGCACUAAGGGAGGCUGUAGAUGGACGCCAUAGUUGGACAGGGUUCUGAGAAAUUUUACUUCCAUUACAGGCGUUCUCUGUCAGGAUGUCUCUCACUUUCUCUCUCUCUCUGCCUCUCAAUACCUGGCUAGUUUGAAUCUUAGGGCAAUGGUAGAAAUAACCUUUCGUUUGUGAAAUAAAGGAUAAACGAAGAGGUCGAACGACUAAACGACAGUGUUGCGCACUGUCUCAGCACAGCAGAGCAACUCACUCUUCCUCCUCAGACCGGGAAAAGUCUAACCAAUCACCAGUCGAAAAUUGACUGUUGUAAAUACGUUUUGAAGUAGAUUUCUUCCGUCAUUUCUUAUCUCUUCCUCUUCUCUGAGCUCUCACUCAAUGUUUACAUGUUAAUGAUUUUCUUACUAUCGAAUCAAACUUUUAUAAGCGUAAAAUCUUCGACAUGAACUUUGCCGUACGACUCCUCGCAGCGUGUUAUCUUUGCCAUGCCUGUCAGGUUGCAGUGGCCGUCGUCGUCAUGGAAAACCACAUUUCUUGCAUGGAAAUGGUGUGCUCAGGCAUGCGAUACAUGUGUUGCAACGUUCACAUUAUUUGGCCUUUUUCUCUUUCUGCUCACUCACUUUCUUUUACCUUUUUUUUUUUUGCCCUGGCACAAGCGUGAAAGUCAGGCACCUGAUUCUGUAUAGAGAACCUUAUAUGAUUCAACAUGCUUCAUUGGAUUUUAACCAGAGCAGCUGCUCUUAAAUAAGAGCCCAGUGGUCAAAAACACAGAUGCCAUUAUUAUGUCCAUAUUUUUGUAGUCAUUGCAUUUGUUAUGAUACAUUAUAUGUAUGGUUUGUCAUUUUCUUCCAUUGAUUUGAUGCUGUUUUAUGUUUUUCAGUAAUGUACAAUCAUACAUCCUAUUUGAUCAUAACCUGGUAGAGUUGCCCAAAGAUAGUGUUGAAUAAGCACAAGCUAAUUAUAAAAUCCUCUUUGAAGGAUUUUAUUGUGAAUAUUACAGCCUUUUUUUCCCUUGAGUGUUGAAUUAUUAGCCUAAUUUACACAAAAAACCUUUCUAGAGAUAUUUUUGAUCCCGUUAUUUGAGACAUUUGUUGCUGUUAUCAGGAAUUUCAUUCCAGGUGUUGACAUAGUCAUAUGUUUUUUUUCUCUUUACCACACAAAGACAAAAACUGGAAUACCAUCUGAAACAGCACAGAGCUCCACUGAAAAAAUAUUUUCUGGAUUUUUCCAGUUAAAUAUCUGAUCCUAAAAACAAGAUUUACUUGAUAACAGUGUUGGGUUAGUUACUGAAAAAUACUUCUCUAAAUGUGUAAUCAAAUUACUAUACAGUUUACUUAAUGGAAAAGUAAUCACAUUACAAAUAGCGUUACUUUUAAGUUACUUUCUUAUUUUUUGUUUUUUCAGCAGUCACAGAAACACAAACACAUAUAUAUAUUAACAUAAUUCUUUUUUUAAAUGCAUUCUACAUAAAUAUUAUUUAGGAAUUUGUGUUACCCAAGUAAUGUUCUUAAAAGUAAUUAACAUAAUUGAGUCAGUAACUGUUAUAUGAUUAUAAGAAUUUAAAUUGUAAUGCAUUACACUACUCUUGCCUUCUUAAACAAGUAAUCAGAUUACAGUAACUAAGCACUUUGUAAUCAGAUUACACCCCAACACAGAACCAUAAUUGUGUAAGAUUGUGGUUUAAACAAAGCCCCACAAAAUGCUCUUUUGAUUACAUGCUUAAAACAAGAAAUAUACAUUUGCAAAUGAGAAACAAAAAAAAUAAUAUAUAUAAAAUAAUCUUUUUUUUAUCCUGCACAAUUUUUCUUCUCGGUUAAAUAAAUCUUUUUUAAAGGGGUAUUUUCGGGGUUUUUCCUGGGAAACAAAGAAACAAUACUAAAGAAGAAAGUAUUUCACAGUGUCUGUGAUCAAUUUUAGUAACUUUUUUCUCUCCAGAAAAUAAAUGAAGUGAAUUAUAUUGAAUCUUGCUUCAUUAUGAUCCACUUCAUUAGUAGAGCUCUUUAGUUUUGUACUGGACAUCAUUGGUUUGUUAAUCUCCUUCAUUGUUAUCAUUGUAAAACACUAUGAGAACACUUAUUUUUGUGCUAAAGUAUCCCACACAUAGCAAAUGUGAAUCCUUUUGUAUGUAGCAACUAAAACGGGAAAUAUGGAGGGGGAACAAACAACAACUGUAACAAAACUCAGAAAUGAUAUUUUCCUGUCACACCACAAGCAUGGUGAAAUAUUUUAGGUGACAGGCUCAUGUUGAUGAGAAACAUUGCCUUUGUCUGACUGCCUUUGGGGAAUUCUUGAUUGACGUUCCUAUUUGUGCUGCUUUUUCACACAGAGCCUAUAGAAUAUUUAUGAGACAUUAACACACACAGUGACCUCAAAAAGAAUAGUUGAGGGAUAGUUGGGGUUAAGGGAUAGUUGACCAAAAAUGUACUCAACCUCAUGAUAUCCCAGGUGUGUAUGACUUUCUUCAGCAGAACACAUUUGAAGAAAAAUAGAAAAAUCUCUCAGCUCAGUAGGUCCUUACAAUGCAAUGGAUGGUGAUCAGACUUUUAAAGCUCCAAAAAUAACAGACAAUCAGCAUAAACGUCAUCCAUACGACUCCAGAGGAUAAAUUGAUGUCUUCUAAAGUGUCACGGUCACUUUUGGUGUGUAAAAGAUCAUUUUUUUUGUAUGUUUUAACUGUUAAGCAGAGGUUAAAUUGGGCCGGAGCGCACCGGAGCGCAGCUCCGCCUCCUCAGGUCCACAACACACCCUGACGGAGCUCAGCUCCGUCUCCUUCAGAGGCGGCGGCAGCCGAUUUUGAAUGUUUUGAGUGUAGCCCCGAAUGAAUUUUGAAAAGUUGACUGACAAAUAUGAAACCGGACAAAAGCCUAUGUAAACCCCCGAAAUCAUAAGUUGCCUUAUUUCAUUGUGUUUUGGCUUUGCACAUACUGCAUACAGCCUGUAAAAAUAGACAUAGGCAUAAUCUAGCCUAUAGAAUAAGUUCCUUUGCUGUCGGUAGCCUAUGGGCGACUCCGUUUAUUCCUCUCUGUUGAAUAUGCAGCAGGUAGGGGAGGAGCUGACAUCAACUUACUUUACUUAGUGGCGAGUUAACAGCAGUUAGCUGGAAAGACAGCAAAAAUGAAGCAAAUGAGGCUUGUAAAAUUUCCGAAAGAAGUCAGUGGGUAAGAAUUCACAUUUGUUUUUGUCCUUAAAGUCUAAAAAUCAUCAUCUAGCUGGCUUUCACCCACAGUAGGCUAAACCUCAAGACAUCCACUACCGCCUACUAUAAUAUGUUAUAGCCUCUGGCCUCGUGGUUUGUUCAAUCUCUUCUCACGCCGGAGACCGCGGUCCGAGUCCCAUUCGUAGCAUAAUUUUCUUGUUUAUCAGGUGUUGUUUUCGCUAAGGAUAACCAAUAAGCAUUAACAUAAAAUGUAUGUGUGACUUGUUUUGUGAUAUUAGUUUGUAGUAAAUAUACACUUUGAGGGUAGCAAAGAUGUGCCAGAAUCAGGCAUGGAAACUGGCAAUUAAUCAGUCACUUUACUUUAGAGAAAGUUAAAAGUGAAACAUUGUUUAUCUCAAUGAUCCUAAUGAAAGGAUUUUGACAGAUGAACAUGGAGAAUUAUAUACAGUUCGAUACCAUGGUGUGUCAAUGAACUUAGACUAAAGUCAUUCAUGUAUUGCUUUAACUUAGGAUCUUAUACAUCAUUUUGACUAUUUAUGUCAAAAAAUAUAAAUUAUUUAUAUAAAAAAAAUUUUUUUGCUUCACUUUUCUCACUAUAAUAUAACUCUUUUGUGAUGACUUUAUGUUAAUGUACAUGAAAAUUCAAGAAUCAUGAUAGAUCUAAGGGCAAUUCCACUGAUCUGCUCUUCUUCAAUGGUAUUGGUGUACAAUUUGACAUAUGUAGCACUUGAUGAAUUAGUUGUUUGAAGCUGAUUUGCAGUAAGUUAUGUGCUGUAUCUGUUCUUUUGCAUCACAGAUGAUUCAGGGAGGAGAGAGGAUGUUGAGGAUAGUAUAAAGUGGAAGGUUUAGGAACUGUAGAAACAGGCCCAGCCAGAGCAAAACUCAAAGAAUACCCUCUCACCAGCUUUGGACUACAGAGAAGUGGUUGCUAGUGUGAAAAUAAAAUGGUCUGGGCUAAGCCCCGGAUGUCCUUCAAUGCUGGAAACGCCUCUGUGUCGUCCUGCCAUAGAUUAAACAUAACCUGUAUUUAAUGUAUCCUGGGUUGCAUUUCCUUUUAUGUUGCAUAGAUUUGUUCAUGGUUUUCCGGUACAAGGACAUGCAUCAUGUGACAUUAUUUUUGUUGUUGAUGUCAAAAUCUACAGAAACUGUACUUAAUAUGGGCCCAUUAUUAUCUCAUUUAUUACAUAAUAUUACAUAUUUAUACACAUAUUACACAGAAGGAAAGGCUCCUCAUUACCAUGGUUAGGUCAGUGUGCUAUAGUCUUAAAUAAUAAUAAUAAAUUAAUGUAUUUAUGAAAAAUAAAUACUAGCUGAAACACAUCUUGAAACUUUAAACGGCCACUGUUGAUGUCUAAUAAUAAUUCUAAUAAUUCUACCUUUAGAUUAUUUCAUAUGAAACUGAAACAUUUUACUUUUACUCGUGUAAAAUCCUGAAACAAAUUUGUAAAGGUGAUGUGUGUAAUUAUUAAUAUUUUUAACUAUUUUGUUAAAGGGGCCACAUCAGGCUUUAAGUAGUGCAUGGGGGCCACAUUGUAAUGCUUUUGAGAUACAAUGUUAUGCAUUGAUUUGGUUUUUGUAACUUUUAAGCCAAUAAAUAGUUGUGUACUCAAUUUUCUGAAGUGUAUCUGUGACUAGUGAGACUAUUCUGCAAUUGCCUAAAGUAUUAUAUUGCUCUCAAAGAUAGAUACUUUUCUAUCAGGCAUUACAAAACUCAAUAAAGGCGGAGACUAUACAUUUAUUUUGCCAUCUCUACUUCCCUGUUCAUUUAUUAUUCAGUUUUAAUAAUAAUAAAAAUAAAAAAAUGUAUAGAACGACUAAUGUUUGUCGCAAAGCGGACGAGUUUACUCUUUUUUUUUUUUUUUUCUUUCUAAAACUUGUCAUGAUGCGUUUCUCCUCGAUGGUUUUUCAACACUCAACAGAAUAACACAGGCAGCAUGAAUAUGAUAAAUAAUUACUGCAAGAGUUACAUUAACAUACAGGUGCGAAGGGACUUCAACGUUUCUAAAUUGCACAAAUAAAAAAUAAUAAUAAAAUAAGUGAAUUGUAAAGUAUUUGUCUUUGUUUGAAUAACUACUCAACCCUAACUUGCACAUUAAUACUGGAAAAAGAGCCCCUUUGGUGUAAAAACACAUUAAGUCAUUUUACGGCGGGAUUUUAAAUGAUGACCAUUCACCGUAAAUAAGGGCUCCCCCUCCCUACAAAAGCCAAUUUAACCACUGCUGUUAAGCAUUACUUCCGGUCAGCAGCAGUAUGCACGUGUGACAAAAUCGCUUUGGCAUGUUCACAUGGAAACUGACGAACAUGCGCCACACCCGGAAGAGCAGUGCUGUUUACAUCUUAGUAGGAGGAAUGCUGUACAGAAGCUUUGUUUAUUUUGGUUUAGAUCUGUAUUUGUAUCUAUAUGUUUUUCACAAUUGUGCAUUUGUUUGAAAAAUGUGAGAUUACGUCCAUAACGUGCCAAUGCAAACCGCAUUGAUCUCGUGAAUGUGUAUACUGCUGCUGAACAGAAGUGACGGUUUAUAGAUAAUAAGUACUUAAAUAUUGAUCUUUUCCGCACCAAGUGCAAUCAUAUCACUUUAGAAAACAUUCAUUUAACCGCUAGAGUCGUAUGAAUGACCUUUAUGCUGACUGUCUGUGAUUUUUGGAGCUUCAAAGUCCGAUCACCAUCCACUUGUAUUUUAAGGACCCACUGAGCUGAGACAAUUUUAUUCAAAUGUGUUCUAAGAAGAAAAUAAAAAGUCAUACACAUCGGGGAUAUCAUGUGGUGAGUAAAUGAUGAGGUCAUUUUCAUUGGGGUGAUCUAUUCCUUUAAAGCAGGGGUUUUCAAAGUCUUGGACAGUAUGCAAAAUGGACACUUUCUGGUUGUCAAAAAAUUGUGGAACAUGUCCAUAUAAUGUGCUGACCAAUCCCAGUGUUUGCUCUGCUAGCCUAGGACACCUGUGUAAAUUAAUAAGUAAAAGUAAUAACUUUUCAACAAAAAUGGCAAAUUCUUCAUAAAUUAGAAUUAACCAAGAUUUGUAAAUGCAAAAAAAUAUUGUUAUUAUGAAAGUAUUCGGUCACACUUUAUAUUAGGUGGCCUUAACUACGAUGUACUAACAUGAAAUACAUACAAGACUAUGUAUUAACUGUGUAACUACAUGUUGUCUUACUGAGGUUGAUGUAUGGGUAGGAUUAGGAGUAAGGGUUGGGUUUGGGAUAAGGUUAACAAUGUAACUUUAAAUGUAAUUAAAUGCAACAACGUGUUUGUACAUAAUAUGUACAUUGUAUCAAAUGAUUAAGUACAUAGUAGUUAAGGCCAGCUAAUAUAAACUGUGACCAAGUAUUAUAAAUAAAUUAUAUACAGAGUUUGGUUAAUUACUCGAAAAAAAUAAUUCACUACAAAUUACUAAUUACUAUUCAAAAAGUGUAAACCGAUUAUUCAAAAAAUUUGAAAAAAGUAAUCACAUUAAGAAUAACUUUUAAGUUACUUUCAAAAUAUUUACAUUUCAAUAAUUUAAUUAAAACUAAUGUCAAUCAUGUAAGAAGCCUUCUGAUAAAUUGUGUCCAAACGUUUGACUGCCAGUAUACCUAGUACUCAUAAUUAUGUAGCAUUAAAAACAAUUAUUAUAAUAAUUUAGCUUUCUAAAUUUGUUAUUUAUUUUAUUUACAGUUGCUUUCAAUAUUUUGCAGUCAAUCAAAUUGUGUUUUUAUUUUUUUACUUUGGCAAGCGUGAACGGCACAGUUUGAUGAUUGAAGAAAGCUGUAUGUGUGAAAAAGCAGCGCUUGACAUCGCUGGUCAUUUGACAGCAGUUUCUACACUGCAAAUGUUUGCUCUCAACAGUUGCUGUGAUGCAUUGACUCGCCCGCAGCCCUCUUUCUCUCUGCAUUGCUGCUGCCACGGCAACUGCCACUUUGGCAAGCCCAUCCACCUGUGAGCGUGCACCUGUGUGUGUGUGUGUGUGUGUGUGUGUGUGUAUGUGUGCGUGUGUGGGUGCCAGCUCGGCAAGCAUCAUCAAAUGUUUUUAAAUUUGUGACUCGACUCAUAUGAAGUUUGUUUACUGAAGAUAUCCAAAUAUUAUAUUGUAUGCUCUUCAUAUCUAAUUUUACGUGCACUAUGUUUGCAUGUACAGAUUCACCAGUUCUUUUGUUAUUGUUAAGAGUGUUUUUGAGUAAAAAGAAAAAAAAAACAGGAAAAUAACUGUACAAAUGGCCUUAAUCUCUCACUGAAUUCUUGGAAUUGUGCGAUGCCUUCAGGUAUGAAUUGAUAUAUAUUUUGUGUCAGUGUAUGUUUGCUUUCUAGUGUAUCAUUUCUUUGCACAACUCAUGUAUGAAAAAUAUAUUAUAUUGUAAUUUUUGGAAUCAGUGAUUAAUCAGAGAAAGCAUGACUGGAGUUCUGAUUGUCUAGUAAAUCCAUAUGAUGAAAUUAAUAUUUCUGUAUCAAGUACUAAUUUUGGAAUAAACAUUCGUAAUA
Molecule: messenger RNA, 9553 nt
Organism: Xyrauchen texanus (razorback sucker)
Lineage: Eukaryota; Metazoa; Chordata; Actinopteri; Cypriniformes; Catostomidae
Product: copine-8
Exons: 20
Coding region: 148-1845 (565 amino acids)
Biological process (GO): cellular response to calcium ion
Cellular component (GO): plasma membrane
Molecular function (GO): calcium-dependent phospholipid binding
Source: RefSeq, a predicted model, not a curated record